This is a messenger RNA of Brienomyrus brachyistius, 1873 nucleotides long. RefSeq names its product protein SSUH2 homolog. The transcript has 12 exons. Bases 216 to 1289 code for a protein of 357 amino acids. The record is from RefSeq and is a predicted model, not a curated record. NCBI's taxonomy places the organism in Eukaryota, Metazoa, Chordata, Actinopteri, Osteoglossiformes, Mormyridae. Gene Ontology annotation, molecular function: heat shock protein binding.
UCGGCAUUCAUGCCUUAUAUGCGACGGUUGCAGCCUGUGCACGCCAUAUGCUUUGCGGAAAAAUGCACGGAUUAUAGCUGCACGUUGAAAAGAAAAACAUCUAUUUAUCGCAGAAAACGGUUAAAUAACAAGUGUGAAAUCUGUGUGAAGUAGAUUGAGAGCUCAACGUCUAUCUUAAUUCAGUCAUAAAUCGCAUAUACAGCCUUUUAAAAAACAUGUACGGCAUGCAAGCACAACCAUCCAUGUACCCCCCUCCUACUGCAAAUUUCCCAGGUUUGGCAAGUGCCCCGAUGGGUUCUGCCAGCAUCCCUGGGUACGAAGGAGUAGGUGGAGGUGGAUUCCUUCCUCCUCCGAUUCCUGUGAAUCCAUUCCCUCAGCCUGAGCCGCAAUAUGUGGACUGCAGUGCCCCACCUCUGACUGAGGAAGCAGCACGCAGCGCCCUUAAGGAGUAUGUGUCUGGUCAUUGCUGUUAUGGCUCCGACCCCGCAAAUAAUGGGAAGAUCACGGAUAUGAAGGCAUUCAACACCUACAGGUACCGCCUGGAAACCUUCACGGAGUCCAGAUCUACAGGGUGGAGCCAGGAGCCUUACACUGGUCAAGCAGUUGAUGCACUUAUUCAAAUGGCACCAACUCCCUGGAACAUUCCUGCCCAGCCCCCGGAGAUGUUUAAAGACACCACCAAAGACAUCAAGGUUCCCAACACCUCAUCUCUCAAGGAUUGUGAUACCUGUCAUGCCAAAGGGGCAAUAAAGUGCACCAACUGUGAGGGCUCUGGAAAACGUCAUGUUGGAGAUCAGCCAGCUUCUAACAGUGACGGAUACAGCAGCGUAGCUGAGAGCACAUGCUUGGAUUGCAGUGGGAAGGGUACUCAGGAAUGUAAGACCUGCAAAGGGAAGGGGAAACUCGUGGUCUUCAUCAACUUGAAAGUGACAUGGACUAACAAUAAAUCGGACUAUACUAUGGAACAAUCCAGUGGCUUGAAAUCUGACAUCAUAAGUACUGUGUCUGGAAAGAAACUGCUAGAAGACUCCAAACCGCUGGUGUACCCUGUAAUGGGAUUCCCAGAUGUGCAGCUGAAUCAGGAGUCCCAACGCUUGGUGAAGGAGCACCAGACACAGUACUCUCAAACGGGUCGCAUCCUCCAGCAGCGGCAAACAAUUGAAUACAUUCCAAUAACCAAGGUAACAUACACGUGGAAAGAGCGGACGCUCACGUAUAUCGUGUUUGGGAAUGAGCAUAAGGUCUACACCAGCGAUUACCCUGACACCUGCUGCUGUACUAUACUAUAGAGCAGACAGCCUGCUCUGUAUACCUGAUCACACCUGAAUAAUAUGUUAUCAUGUGUGAUUAUAUAUGUUUAGAGUCAAAAAUACCGACGAAAUAGUUAAAUAUGUGAAGCAUUAUUGUGACUGUAUUUUCUUUAACAAUGGCAUGCUACAUUGUGCUGUAAUGCUACGUUCAUUCAUUUUUAUGCUUUUAUUUUUUUGAUUUGGGAGCAAGUAUUACAUUAUAAUGGUAUAUGCGAACGCUGUAUAGUAGUGUAGAAAAAAUACUAAUAUACUCACCUCUCUAUUAUUGAUGGUUUCAUGACAUAUCUUUUCAUAAAUAUUAGAACUUUAAUCCUCUUUAUAGUAUUACAGGUGUGAUGGGUAUUAAUAUGCAAAACUGUGUUUCGGAUAUUAUAGUAGAUAUCAAAUCACCAAAUACUGACCCUUGUAGUUAUAACAACACUGACCACUGUAAUUAUAGAACACAUAUGCGGUAUGAAAGGUUAGAGUUCGGUUAUGGUCAGAUUUCAGGAGACAAAGUAUUCUUGUACCUGGGCUGUAACUAUGGAAAGAAAAAAAAACAAAUAAAACUCUUUAUUGAGGGA